AUGCUCCCUGCAAUAAAGGAGACUGGGAUGAGCUCCACAACACUUCCACCGGCAGAGUGGGUAAAGCGAUUAGAGCAGAGCAAUCCUUAUCCCACCCAAAAUCCAGCCAUCGAAUUACUUUCGUUUUUCCAGUACCGCCAUAGGGGUAACAGGGCACAGGAUUCUCGAAAGCCUUCAUUUGACACCACUGUAGCCCAAAGGGACAGUCCAUCCUUGCGAAACAUUCCCGAUCUCGUUGGCAGUGAACUCAUCAAUAAGAUCAUCGCAGCAUAG
Messenger RNA from Penicillium coprophilum, 273 nucleotides. RefSeq names its product Male sterility NAD-binding. NCBI's taxonomy places the organism in Eukaryota, Fungi, Ascomycota, Eurotiomycetes, Eurotiales, Aspergillaceae. The transcript has a single exon. The record is from RefSeq and is a predicted model, not a curated record. Bases 1 to 273 code for a protein of 90 amino acids.